Molecule: messenger RNA, 2801 nt
Organism: Tricharina praecox
Lineage: Eukaryota; Fungi; Ascomycota; Pezizomycetes; Pezizales; Pyronemataceae
Exons: 4
Coding region: 293-2461 (722 amino acids)
Biological process (GO): phospholipid biosynthetic process
Cellular component (GO): endoplasmic reticulum membrane
Molecular function (GO): glycerone-phosphate O-acyltransferase activity; glycerol-3-phosphate O-acyltransferase activity
Source: RefSeq, a predicted model, not a curated record
CCAAGGGAUCCCUGGAAAUCAGCCUCCCUUUCUUGGCCAUCCGCGGCCCUAUCGUCCUCCACGCUAGCUGUAGCAACGACUCCAUCCAUUCAUCCAUCCACUUGAACUGGACUUUCUCGACACAUGUGCUGAAACUCCCAUAAUUUCCCCCUCUCGCUCUCUCUCCUUUUCUCAAGAAACUCUCGAUAUAAACUUCUCCUCUGCCCGUCUGUUAUUCAUUCUUCAAAGUUUCGUUUUGUUCUCCCCCAACGUCAUCGGAGCCUAACCACCGGUCGAGGCGCUCCUUACCACAAUGUCGGGUCCGAAAGAUUUUGCGCCUAUGGUGCCUUGGAGCUACGACCUCAUUAUCUGGUCGUUCUCGCUUCUGGUGGACCUGUUCUUCCGUGAAGUUCACCCCCGAGGCGCAUUCAGGAUUCCCAGACGGGGCGCUGUUAUCUUCGUUGCUGCCCCGCAUGCAAACCAGUUUGUCGACCCGCUCAUUCUCAUGCGCGCCGUGCGGCUCGAAGCGCGCCGUCGCCUCGCCAUUCUUGUCGCCGAGAAAUCCAUGCGCCGCAAGUUCAUCGGAUGGCUGUCGCGCCGCGUCGGAGCGGUGCCCGUGGCCCGCGCACAGGACAUGACGUCGCCCGGAACGGGGCGCAUCUACUUGCUGAACCGUGAGGAUCUCUUGACCAUCCGCGGUGUCGGUACCAAGUUCACCGAAGAGUGUAUGGUUGGCGGACUGUUGGUCCUGCCGUCGGUGGGUGGGCGGAGUGCCGCCAGCUCUGAGAUUGCCGAGAUUCUGAACGAUGAGGAGAUCGUCCUGAAGAAGGAGUUUAAGGCGUCGAGUGCCAUGGCACAGUUGACGGCGAAAACGAAGGAGGGAUUGGGCACUAAGUUCAAGAAGGCGCCCAAGGUGGAUCAGACCAUGGUUUACGAUGCGGUGUUUGAGAGGUUGAACUCGGGCGGAUGUGUCGGUAUCUUUCCCGAGGGGGGUAGUCACGACAGAACGGAGCUGCUGCCUUUGAAGGCUGGUGUCGCUAUCAUGGCGCUUGGAGCCCUCGCCGCGAACCCGGAUUGCGACCUGAAGAUUGUCCCUGCGGGCAUGAACUACUUCCAUGCGCACAAGUUCCGGUCGAGGGCUGUGAUUGAGUUCGGCAAUCCGAUUGAAGUCCCGAAGGAGCUGGUGGAGAUGUACCGGGGUGGUGAAAAGAGGGAAGCUGUUAGAGCCUUGCUUGAGCUCAUCUACAAUGGAUUGCUUGCCGUCACCGUUACUUCUCCCGAUUAUGACACCUUGAUGGUUAUCCAAGCUGCACGCAGGCUAUACAAGCCGACACAGAAGAAGCUCCCGCUUCCGGCAGUGGUGGAGCUGAACCGUCGCCUAGUAAACGGAUACGUACACUACAAGGACGACCUCCGGGUGGUGAACUUGCGCAAAUCCGUCUCGGAAUACAACCGUCAACUGCGCCUGCUCGGCCUUAGGGAUCACCAAGUGGAGUACGCCAAAUUCUCCAUCGUCAAGGUUAUCUGGACCCUGGUGUACCGCGUCUUCAAACUUGUCAUCCUCGGCAUUGGGGCGCUGCCUGGAUUCAUACUUUUCCUCCCGGUCUUCAUUGCCACAAAGAUCAUCUCGAUCCAAAAGGCUAAGGAGGCGCUUAAGGGAUCCACCGUGAAGAUCCAGGGACGAGAUGUGAUGGCUACGUGGAAGCUGCUGGUGUCUCUGGCAUUCGCGCCCCUCUGCUAUAACUUUUACGUCGUUCUCUUUUGCUGGUGGACAGCCAAGCACCGGUUCUACGGACUGAUGCCGGACUGGGUUCCCACCAUUGGCGUUGCCAUCGUCGGAUGGAUUCUGUUCCCCACUAUCACCUUUGCCGCUUUGCGGUUCGGCGAGAUCGGAAUGGACAUCGCCAAGUCACUACGUCCCCUCAUCCUGUCGUUGAACCCCACCAGCGCCAACACCCUCGUCAAGCUACGCGAGAAGCGCGCGCAGCUUUCCGCGGACGUGACGGAUCUCAUCAACUCCCUCGGACCCGAGUUGUACCCCGAUUUCGAGUCCGGCCGUGUUGUCGCAGAUCCCUUCGCUCGCAAUCCCACUGACGGUUUGCCGUCGAUCACAUUCCAGCGUCGGGAUUCCGAUGUUUCCUCCGACGGCGGCCAUGGCGAUGGUCCGGUCAAGCACAACAUUCCGCGGAGCGAGUCGUUUGCGAACCUUGGAAACAUUGGCUUGUUCGCCAGUCGGCCGGCCUCGCGCGCUAGAUCGAGGACGAACAGUGGUGGGUUCUCGAUCAAGGCGCUCAGUGGUAUGGAAGGAAUCUCCACCCAGGCCGGCUUCGAAACUGUCUCCAAGAGGAUUGCGGAUGCGAUGAAGGAGCGCAGACGGAGACGGCUCUCGGAGGAGGGCAAGGACUGGGAGGAGGAAGCGGUCGAGGCUGAGGACGACACCGAAAUUUGUGACGAUGACGACGAGGAUAAAAAGCGCAUUUGAUCUCGCUCUUUUCUGAUGGGUUCAAUUAGGGCUUCUUUUUUUUUCUUUUUAUCUUCUGGGGAAUAUUAUUUUGUACUCCACUUCUCCCCCUUAAUGCUCUCUAAAAACCCACUGGUUGGAUGGAUACUGACAUUUGGUUUUUACUCCCCUUUUUUACUUUCUUUGUUUUCAUAAUGCCUUUGUCUUCAUUUUUCCUGAUCAUCUGCACCUUGCGGAGGAGUUGAUGGGUGGGAUCAGGUGGUAGGGCGGUGUGGGCGGUGUUUACGGGCUGAAACUGGAAAUAAAAACUUGGGGUCGGGUUAUGUAUAAUUUACUGUAUAUGAGCUCAUCUACGUGAAGG